AUGAAAGCAAAAAUUGAAAUUGCCCCUGCCACUGCAAUUAUGGUAUUCAAGGAAUCAGAAGCAAUGGCCAAGUUGAAGAAAGAAGAAGUGGAAAGCGGAUUUGAACUUUUUCGCAACCUUUAUCAUGCAUCAUACCCCAACUUAAUAAGGUUGGAGCCAUUGGAAGACAUAUAUGUUCAUGGUGCUCAUGAUGCUCAACAACUCAUCCAUGUCCUUGGAGACAUAGAAGCAUUUAUUGCCAUUGAUCACACCCGCCUACCUAUGAAACUCAUUGUCAUUGAUUCCAUUGCUGCAUUGUUCCGAUCACAGUAUCAGACAACACCGGCAGAUUUGAAACGGCGGUCUGAAAUGUUCUUCAACAUAUCUGGAACAUUGAAGGGUUUAGCAAAUAACUUUGGGUUGGCAGUGGUUGUGACCAACCAAGUGGUGGAUUUUAUUGGGCCACAUGAUGGAGUGAAUGGGGUGAGGUUGGGAAACUUGGAGUCCCUGGAACAUCAGGCAGACGGGUGA
Prunus persica (peach) is the source of this 510-nucleotide messenger RNA. Its product is annotated as DNA repair protein XRCC3 homolog. The coding region runs from base 1 to 510 and encodes 169 amino acids. The record is from RefSeq and is a predicted model, not a curated record. Gene Ontology annotation, molecular function: four-way junction DNA binding; ATP-dependent DNA damage sensor activity; ATP binding. The transcript has 2 exons. Lineage: Eukaryota; Viridiplantae; Streptophyta; Magnoliopsida; Rosales; Rosaceae. Gene Ontology annotation, biological process: resolution of mitotic recombination intermediates; double-strand break repair via synthesis-dependent strand annealing; t-circle formation. Gene Ontology annotation, cellular component: replication fork; Rad51C-XRCC3 complex.